Molecule: messenger RNA, 11355 nt
Organism: Lepisosteus oculatus (spotted gar)
Lineage: Eukaryota; Metazoa; Chordata; Actinopteri; Semionotiformes; Lepisosteidae
Source: RefSeq, a predicted model, not a curated record
GUGACCUGCAAUGGUGUUGUGGAAAAUGCUGCAGUGUUUCGGGAGCCAGUAGAGAAGGCGGAGAGAGAGAGAGGAGGGUCUGUCAGUGAGGAAUGGUGUUGAUUAGGGUUACAGAGGAGUACUGUGAUCAUAUUACAGAGAAGGGGGGAACAAUGUCUGUAAUGGCACAUUGGAAGCACAUAGCCAGAAACUGAACGGACUGCCACAUUGGAUACAUUUUGAGUUUUUUUUCUUCCUUUGCUCAGUCUGACGCUUUUUUUUGCUGCUGCUACUGUUGUUGUUGUUGUUGUUGUUGUUGUUGUAGAGAUUUUUAGGAAAUGAUCCCCAAGGUGAAGCAAAUAGAAAAAUGUUAGAUAAUGGAUUAGCGGCAACUGAGGAAGGGGGAGACAUCGAGAGUAAAAAGAAAAGUGAUUUUUAUCCUGUGAUGGCCGAAGCCUGGCUGCUUAUGUGCUAGGCAGGGCUCGGCGAAAACACUUUUAUUGUCUCGGUUAGGAAGAGACUGCGUGCAGCUCUGAUGCUGAAAAACUCGUACACUGAUUUCAGAGCGGCAUAGCGGCAGACAGCACCACCAUCAUGGUUUUAACAGCUGCAGCUCGGAUUACCCUUGUACUUCUUAGAAAUCAUGUUUCUGUCAGUACGAGGAGAAACCGUGUUGUGUGCCCGGUCUCUCGGAACGUCUAGAAAAUAGUUCGUGCUGUUUUUUUUUUGCAAAUGAGACAAAUAGAGCCCAUCUAAAAGCUGUUUAUUGGAAACAAAGAAGCCCGUCUCGUUAUUUUUUUUUUCCUUUCUCUCUCUCUCUUUAUCUGAAUGUAACCCCGGCGUCUCUAUUGUCGUGCUCGGCAAUUCCUAAUCGUUAGCAAUCAUGUUCGCAGUCCGCAUCGUCACGGCAGAUUACUACAUGGCCAGUCCUCUGAAAGACUUGGACGUUUGUCGCUCUGAAUUCAGAGAGAGCGAAGUCAAGAGGGUGCCCGUGGUCCGGAUCUUCGGGGCGACACCCGCAGGCCAGAAAACCUGCCUUCAUCUUCAUGGCAUCUUUCCCUAUGUAUACGUCCCAUACGAUGGCUACGGACAGCAGCCAGAGAGGUACCUGCGGCAGGUGGCUUUCAGCAUCGACAGAGCGAUCAAUGUGUCCAUGGGGAACCCUUCCUCCAGCGCUCAGCAUGUGUUCAAGGUGGCGCUGGUCUCUGGAAUGCCUUUCUAUGGAUACCAUGCGAAGGAGAGGCAGUUCAUGAAGAUCUAUUUGUACAAUCCCCUGAUGGUCAAAAAGGUCUGUGAGCUGCUGCAAGGCGGAGCCGUCAUGAACAAGACCUACCAGCCCCACGAAGCUCACAUCCCCUACCUGCUGCAGCUCUUCAUCGACUACAACCUGUACGGCAUGAACCUCAUCAACCUGGGAGCUGUCAAGUUCAGGAAGAGCCGCAGGAAAGAGGAGGAGCGAGGAUGCCCUAAGGAUGGAGGCACCGGUCCCGGCAGCAGGGCCAACAGCAGUCUGUGGAGGAGUCCUUGCACCUCCAAGGUCCAGCUGUCCAGCCCCUCGCUGGGAGGGACAUUCGUGCGCUGGGAGGAGGAGGCCAUACCGAGCUCUCUGGUCCUGGAGGGCGUGGAGAAGCAGAGCACGUGCGAGCUGGAGGUGGACGCGGUGGCUGCCGACGUCCUGAACCGCCUGGAGAUCGAGACUCAGAUCGGGAGGAAUCCUGGCUUACAAGCCAUCUGGGAGGACGAGAAACAACGACGCAGGGAGAAGAACGAAUCCACUCAGAUAGAGCCUGCAGAUUCCCAAGAUCGGGGAUUUGUUGCAACUGCAGAAAGCGAAAGAAUUUUUUUGAAGAGACUGAAGGAGAUCUUGAAGCAAAACGAUUUCUCUGCGUCUUUCUCAGAGUCUCUGGAUGACGCUGAGGAACCUGAAAUGUUUCCUGUUGAACUUUCACUGCACUCAGAUUUCUUGACACCUGAAGCCCUUCAGUGCACACCAGCAAACCUCGUGGAAGUUCACAAAGACAGUCAGCCAGGUCCCAAGAAAAUCCCAGCUAGUGAAAGUGAAGUCGCUAUUGUGGAUGAGGAAGCCAUUCUCAGCCUGCUGGAGAGCAGUCAGGCUUUCCAGUCGUCGUCUCAGAGACUUAUUCAGUCCCCCAUUCUAGACAGCAGUCAGGACCUGGCGCUGGUGGACCUGCUGGCCGGCCUGGAGGAGGACGGGCACGAGGCGGAGAGGCCGAGGAAGUCCUCCCAGCAGCAGCUCUCGGGGAGCCGCGGCCACUACUACAACAGCGACGAGGAGGAGGCGGGGCCUGAGCUGGCCAGGGAGGAGGCGGAGCUCAGUCUGGUGAUGUCACAGAGAUGGGACAGCGACAUUCCGGAGCACAGCUCCAAACACAGACUCUCCGGGAAGCAUGGGGGCGACAGCUCGAGCGAGGAGGAGCAGGAGUCCUCAGAGGAGGAGAUGGACUGGAGUGGGAACAGCCCUCUCUUCGCCAGCCUGUCCAUCCCGCAGCUGGACGGGGCUGCAGAUGAAAACAGUGAUACAUCAUUAAAUGACAAAGGCUCCAGGACACAUUCAUCUUUGACUGCCACUGACAAGAUUCUUGGAAAGAGGAACCCGUUUCCGAAUGAAACUGUCACCCUAGAACCUCCUUCCUCAGCUAAAAUCCUGCUGGAGUGCAAACAUCCAGAGCAUCACCAGGCCCUGUCCCUAGAUGCAGAAGAAUCAAAAGAGAAGCACUUUGUUUCGAAAAGCUCCGCCAUCCUGGAAAAUAAAACUGACUCACCGGUGUAUAAGAAAAACAAGGAAAGCACGUAUACCAUCAAAUAUCCCGUUCCCUGCUCAAACAACUCAAACAAAAAUGAAAUCUUCCAGAUAGACGCCGAUAAAAUUGAUAUACCUUCCAUCUUCUCCUAUGAAAAGAAGGGCAUGACCCUUAACAAACCUGACCCAGAGGGCAUCCCGUUUGAAAAUGGCAAGAACAGGAAGAAAUAUAUGAGCAUUAAAAGUUCGGAAAAGGGUCAUAUCCCAAUGCUUCAGAAUCACCGGAAAUUUGCCCUCUGCUACUCCGAAUUGAGGAGCACUCCUUCCAAAGCCGAACAUGACAUCAGUCCAAAUAGUGCUUUACUUAAAAAGGUCAAUCCAAUUCCAAUCCCAAACCCGGCAGACGGAGAUGGUCCCGUGGCUCCACAGGAGGGAGAAAUAGGCAAAGCUAGCAGGGAGGUCGACAUGGGGGAGCUGAAGAUUAGAUAUGAAGACUAUCAAGAAAACAAGACUGAGACGACAAUCAUGACUCAGCAGGAGGCUCACUACAAGUUUUUCCCCAGUGUAAUCCUCUCUAACUGCCUCAACAGGCCAUCUAUCAAGUGUCUUACCAAGCCAGGCGCUGGCAGACUUGACCAAGACGACCGCCGAUCAAGGCUAAAGUUAGGCAAAAAGAAAGUUGGUGUGUCUUGUCAGAAGUCCAGGGUUCACGCUGUCGAAAGCCCAGGAGCCGAUGGUCAGGAUGCAGCCGCCUUCACGUCGUUGAAGGCCACUUGCCGAAAGAGUGGGGAGGUGGAGGGGACGUCAGAGAACAGCCCUGUGGAUCUCAUGAGGGCCAUUCCUAGCGUCGCGGGCUGUGCAGAAUCCUCGAGCGAAGAAAACAGGCUCGACCUGUCGAAUUUCCCAGAGUGUCACGCUCAGCUAGUACCUGCCAAGCCCUUGGGUUUACCUGGGAGCAAGUACACCCUGAGGGCAAAACGGAAGGUGAGCUAUGAGAGUGAGGACGGGGAACCGUCCAGUACAAGUAGCAAUCAGCCAGUCAAGUCUGCUUUUGCCCCGAGAGACAGUCUGAAGGAUAGUUGUGUUCUCAGUUGUCAUGAGUACAAAUAUCAGAAGCGGCGAAAAAUGUCCAAGAGAGAGCCCCCGAUUAUCAUCAAGUAUAUCAUCAUUAACAGAUUUAAAGGGCAGAAGAACAUGCUUGUUAAGAUGGCCAAAGUGAGCGCCGAGGAGGAUCAGGUUGUACUGACCCCCGAAAGGCUACAGCAGUACGAAAAGCUGGCUCCGCUCAAGAAUUUCUGGCCCAGGGUUCCAGAGUCCACUGCGGUGAAGUAUCCCAUUUAUCCAGCAAAGCCAAAAAGGUCACAGAAAAGGAAAGCGAAGAUUAAUUCGGCGUCCAAGAAAAAAGUCGCCAUUUCCCCAAAAGCCAGGGGUGGACAAAUUAGGACGAUAAGAAGGACUAAGUCUGCUAAGAAACGUCUGACCUUGGCUACACUCCCCCCGCCCCUGCCCGUCUAUAAUGAAGAGACCAAUGACUUUUCCACAGAGUAUGUCGAUGUCAUGUCCAAGUUAGGGUAUCUGUCGGAUAGAGUGCCGAGCCCUACAGACGCCUCCCCGCCUCGGUGCUGGUCACCCAGCGAUCCACACACAGAGUCCACUUCCACAGAGCUGCCGUUCAGCCCUUUCCCUUUGCGUGAACCGUCGUCCAGCUCUUCGUGUCUGAAGCCUGGGGAGGAGUUGUCGGGAAGAGGGGUUCGCAGGGGUCGCCUCGGCCGACCCAGGAAGGUGGCUUCUUCCAGCCCGAAAAGGAGACGGGGUAAGGGUCCCCGGAAGGAGUCGGAAGACGAAUCUGCCAGAAAGGAAAUGCCAAAAAGGAAAACGGGCGCGGGAGUUCAGAGGAGGCGGAAGAAGAAGUCCGACGCAACGCCAGAUAGGAGCCAAGAGGAAGGCACGACCAAAAUAAAAAAAAUCAGAAAGCCUCGCAAAAAGAAGCAGUCUGAAGAAAAUAGUGACCCCCCCUCCAGUGGAGGUUGCAAUAGUUCCCAAGUUCUCUUUCCUGGAGAAGAUCUCCCUCUCAAGGAAUGUUCAGCUGCCGAUCUCCCUGCCUCACAGCUACCAAUGUCGGACAAAGGAAGUGGAGAUCUGUCUAGUGCACCAAGCGCUGCCAAUUCAACAAAUCAGUCUUUAUUACCGGAAAAUGAACAGAAGUCUGAGGCCCCUAAAUGUUCCGAUUCCAAAAUGAGUCAAGUUGUUUGCGAUAAGUCUGGUCCAGUGAGAGUACAGCCCUCCCAAAACCAAAGUGUUCACUUGUGUGGUAACAAUGAGCCUACACAGGCUUCGGCAGGUUCACAGUCUGGUUCACAGAUUGUUUUGGGAGCAUCGCAAGUACCUGAUCUGGUCAGUUCUCAGAGCAGUUGCCCUCUGUCUUUUGAGCAGACCAGUGGGACAAGCCUUCCCUGUUCUCCUCCCGUGGUUAUUUGUAAUAGAACCACCUCGGAGACCCCUUGUCAAAAUGUUUUCCUGGCUUCACAGCAAGCACCCCUCACAGUGACACCGGCUGAAUUCAAGGCAGAAGUGCCUUCUCCCCUGCUUUUGAGCUCUGAAGACUGCAGAAGCUCCACGCAGUCUUCUGAUGGCAGGACCCCAGCAAAACCAAAAAGACGUCCUUACAAGAAGAAAGAAAAGGGAGAAGGUCUUGGAGGAGCUCAGUUUACCCCUAUUAAAAUAAAACCGAAGUCCAAGUCUAGUUCUGGAGAUGGUGAUGGAGUGGCCAGCCACUGUCCACUGCAGUUCAACUACAAGAAUGGAGAAGGGUGGCCUGCGGUUGCCGAGGCACCCUCGGGCAUUGCUGUUUUGAAGGAGCUCCUUCAGAAGAGGCAACAGAAGGUGCUGGAAGGGACAGCCUCUGAAUGUGCUCCCGGUGCAACAGAGCCUGGCAGCUGUCCCCCCAUCCCUGUCAGUAAGCCCACUAAGGCGAAAAGAGCUCCCUCAUCAACUCCCAGAAAACCCAGGAAGCCCAAGCCUCAAGCCCCUAAGGAGAAGAAGCCGAGGAGCAGGAAAGGCAAGAACGCAAAAACACAGGAACCUGUUCAGCCUGAUCCUCCCGCGUCAGACGGCAGCCCCAUCUUUCAUUCUGACCCUGGCUUCGAGAGCUGCUACUCCUUCGAGGACAGCUUAUCCCCGGAGCUCCCGCACAACUACAACUUUGACAUCAAUGCCAUAGGUCAGACGGAGUUUUGCAGCCUCUACAUGGGCAGCCAGUUUGUGCUGGCCGACAAGAAUCUCCCCCAGAAGUUCCUCAGCGAUGUGGUCCAGGAUCCUAUCCCUGCCCCUCCUGUGACUGUGGAGAACGUGUCCGACGGGGUACCCGGCGCUGGGGAGGAGCUCCAGCCCAGCUCCGAAUGGCAUAAGGCUCACCCGAAUAGCCCCGACCUCUUCGAUAAGUCGUCUUCGGAAAACAAAGAAGGCCUUGCCACGCAGCUGGCUGCGUCUUUGCUGGAUUCUGACAGUGGGAGGGAGCUGGCAGCCGCAAGGGUUACGAGAAACAAGGAAAGUACGGCUUCCCUCAGCAAAGUAAAUGGUAUCAGCCACCUUCAGCCUUGUAAAAGAGGCUUCCUUGAUGAAGGAAGGUACGCAUUAUCUUCGUUUGACCCCUUUCUGCCACUGCCGUUGAAUUCCACAUCUUUUGUGGAUCUCCUGGGUUCCCCGACCGGUGAUUUCAUGGAAGGAAAUGAUGUCUUGACAACGACGCCGAGCAGCUCCCCGAGGUCAGUCAGCUCGCUGUCUCAGCUGAAAAACGGCAGCCACCCACUUCGGGGUACAGGGGGAGCUCACAUCCUAAAGCCCCUCAUGUCACCCCCAAACCGAGAUGAGAUUGUGUCCACCUUGCUGGAUCUAGAUCUGUCAGAGGCUACUUAUCAAGAGCCUUUCUGCAGCAACCCUUCUGACGCUCCAGGAAAGCCGAGGGAAGUUGGUGGGCGCGUGCUGACGGUGGAGACCAGACUCGCCAAGGAGUUGGCAGAGUUUGAUGGGGAUUUUUCCUCGGAAGGACUGCAGCUUUGGAAGACCGCGUUCGCCAUGAUGACUCGGCCCGGAUCCCCCACGGCACACGGGGCGGGAACUCUGGACAGCGCCCGGAGCCGCCCGGACAACAGCCCCGCGUCUGCGAACAGUCGGAAGGUGGUCGUUGUCCCCUGCAAGAAUGCGCCCAGUCGGGACAGGGUGCAGCUCUGGCUCCAGGCGAAGAGGGAGUUUGAGCAGUGUCAGAGGGAAAAGAAGGAGACAGCGGGCACCGGAAGAGGUGAUGCGCACGAGGAAGACGAAAAGGACACGGCAAAGAGGAGCUUGGUGGCUCCCGCGGACAAGCUGAACGACAAUGAGUCCCACAAGACUGCAGCUUCGCAGGAGGCAGGGGCGAAAGGAGCCGAGCGGUCCUCCCAGCCCUUACCGGCAGGGUCCUCGGAGAGCCAAAGACGCCAGGCCCUGGCUGUCGUUGUCGAGCAGGGAGAGGAAGAAGAGGAUUACUAUAAAAGCUACAGCUCUCCUGAUUCCCCGGUCCUGCCACCCUGGCAGCAAGCCGCCUCUCCCUGCUCUUCCCAGGCCAGAUUGGAGGAGGGAGAGGAGAAAAGAACUGAAUUGGCGUCUCCCAGGCUUCCUGAACCUGACGACCUGCUGCUUCUCCCAGCCUGCCCCUCCCCCUUGUGCCCCUCCCCCUUGUCUCAUCCCGCGAAGGCUGCUGGGAAUUGUAGUUUCAUCCAGCUCCACAGUACUCCAGUCAAUAAGAGGAGGAGAAGCGGGGAGGUUUCUGAACUAAUUGGCACUUCUCCCAUCACUUCAGAUGUGGAAACAAAAUCUCAGAAGCUGGGCCAGAGAAGAGGCAGACAUGCUGACCCACUAAGGAGAGUGCUCUUAACCACACAAAUGAAGAAUCAGUUUGCCGCUUUAAAUGUUCCAAAGAAAGACAACUCCCAGAUUGAAGGUCCGUCCCUCAACAAUUCGUAUGGCUUUAAAGUCAGCAUGCAGAACCUACAGGAGGCUAAAGCACUGCAUGAGGUGCAGUAUUUGACAUUAAUGAGCCUGGAGCUGCAUGCUCGGACCAGGCGGGACUUGGAGCCUGACCCGGAGUUUGAUCCGAUAUGUGCCUUAUUUUACUGCAUCACCUCUGAUGCACUUCUGCCUGGUACAGACAAGACGGAGCUCACAGGCGCUAUAGUGGUGGACAAAGACUACAGCAGCUGUGGACCAGGUUCCGAGAGCACAGCACCCCUACUGGUCAGAUCAGGGAUUACAGGUCUACAGGUCACUUACACCACUGAUGAGAAAGAACUCUUUCAAGCAGUGAUUGAUACAAUCCGAAGAUACGACCCUGACAUCCUCCUGGGCUACGAGGUUCAGAUGCGCUCCUGGGGUUACCUCCUGCAGCGGGCCUCUGCGCUGGGCGUGGACUUGUGCCAGCAGCUGUCUCGCGUACCAGGUGACGCAAAAGAGAACCGUUUUUCUGCAGAGAGUGAUGAGUAUGGAGCCGACACCAUGACCGAGAUCAACAUCAUCGGACGCAUUACUCUCAAUGUCUGGAGAAUGAUGAAAACUGAGGUGACUCUGAACAACUACAGCUUUGAAAACGUGGCGUUCCACGUGCUCCACCAGCGGUUUCCUCUCUUUUCUCCUCGCACCCUCUCGGAAUGGUUUGACCACCGGACGCACCUGUACAGGUGGAAGGUGGUGGAUCACUACGUCGGCCGGGCCCGCGGGACCCUGCAGCUGCUGGAGCAGCACGACCUGAUUGGCAGGACCAGCGAGCUGGCCAGGCUGUUCGGCAUCCAGUUCUUCCACGUGCUGACCCGCGGCUCCCAGUACCGGGUGGAGUCCAUGAUGCUCCGGAUUGCCAAGCCCAUGAACUACAUCGCGGUCACCCCCAGCACACAGCAGAGGGCCCAGAUGAGGGCGCCUCAGUGCAUCCCCCUGGUGAUGGAGCCCGAGUCGCGCUUCUACAGCAACUCGGUGCUCGUGCUGGACUUCCAGUCCCUCUACCCCUCCAUCGUCAUCGCCUACAACUACUGCUUCUCCACCUGCCUCGGCCACGUUGAGAACCUGGGCACGCAUGAUGAGUUCAGGUUUGGCUGCACGUCUCUGCGAGUUCCUCCGGACCUGCUGUACCUCCUUCGGAACGACAUUACAGUGUCACCCAAUGGGGUGGCCUUUGUGAAGGCCUCGGUGAGGAAGGGGGUGCUGCCGAGCAUGCUGGAGGAGAUCCUGAGGACGCGGAUCAUGGUGAAGCAGUCGAUGAAGGCCUACAAGCACGACAAAGCCAUCACCCGCAUGCUGGAUGCCCGCCAGCUGGGGCUCAAGCUGAUUGCCAACGUCACCUACGGCUACACUGCUGCUAACUUCUCUGGGAGAAUGCCGAGCGUGGAGGUGGGCGACAGCAUCGUGCACAAGGCCAGGGAGACCCUGGAGAGAGCCAUCAAGCUGGUGAACGACACUAAGAAGUGGGGGGCUCAGGUGGUGUACGGCGAUACGGACAGCAUGUUCGUGCUGUUGAAAGGAGCUACCAAAGAGCAGGCGUUCAAGAUCGGGAACGAGAUUGCCGAGGCUGUGACCGCGACCAACCCCAAGCCAGUCAAGCUGAAGUUUGAGAAGGUGUAUUUGCCAUGUGUGCUGCAGACGAAGAAGAGGUAUGUGGGCUACAUGUACGAAAGCCUGGACCAGAAGGACCCAGCCUUUGACGCCAAGGGCAUCGAGACGGUGCGCAGAGAUGGCUGUCCUGCUGUGUCCAAGAUACUGGAGCGCUCCAUCCGGCUGCUGUUCGACACGCGCGACGUGAGCCAGGUGAAGCAGUACGUGCAGAGGCAGUGCGUGAAGAUCCUGGAGGGGAAGGCCAGCAUGCAGGACCUGACCUUCGCCAAGGAGUACCGGGGCAGCGGCUCGUACCGGCCUGGCGCCUGCGUGCCCGCCCUGGAGCUCACCAGGCGCAUGCUGGCCUACGACCGGCGGCUGGAGCCGCGGGUGGGGGAGCGCGUGCCCUACGUGGUGGUGUACGGGCUCCCCGGGGUGCCCCUCAUCCAGCUGGUGCGCCGGCCCGUCGAGGUGCUGCAGGACCCCGGCCUGCGGCUCAACGCCACCUACUACAUCAGCAAGCAGAUCCUGCCCCCGCUGGAGCGCGUCUUCGCGCUGAUCGGCGUGGACGUCUUCAGCUGGUACCAGGAGCUGCCCAGGGUGCAGAAGGCAGGCUCGGCGGCGGGCGGCGAGGAGGCCGGGCGCAAGGGCACCAUCUCGCAGUACUUCACCACGCUGCACUGCCCCGUGUGCGACGAGCUGACGCAGCUGGGGGUGUGCAGCCGCUGCCGGGCCGAGCCCCAGCGCGUGGCCGUCACGCUGAGCCAGGACGUGCGUCACUGGGAGCGGCUGACCGACCUUCUCAUUCAGAUCUGCAGGACCUGCACGGGCGGGGCGGAGCGGCAGCUGCAGUGCGUCUCUCUCGACUGCCCCGUCCUGUACAAGCUGUCCAGGGUGAGCCGCCAGCUGUCCAAGGCGCCGUACCUGCGGCGGCUGCUCGACCAGUUCUGAGCCACGCCCGCGGCCCCCCCGCCCCCCGUUGGUGCUAAACCUCCUCGGUCUCCGACGCCCUCCACACGUUCUCCAUGGUGCUCUGGUUUAACCCCAUUGGGUUAAGUAUUUUGUCGUCGCUGUGGUUAUGACUAGGACUCGAUCGUAAUGUCUCCGCCACCUCUCGUAGGCACUAGCUUGAGGCUGGCCACUGGAAAGAAACUUCGAAGGAGCUCUGGAGGCGUAAGCUGCCCUUGUUCUGAUAAACUGACCAUGUAACCAGCUGCUAAUUACUGUAAGUAAACGGCUAGCCUUUUCCAAGCCAAUACGAAGACGCUUCAUGUCGUCUUCCGAAGGCAUCGUAGUCACUGUCGAAACAGAAGGGGACAUGUUGGUCUUCGCCAUGUUGUUUUUUAUGCGCUGUAGCAUUUGUAAAUGCAAAACCUCUAUUGAGCACCUUCUAACCCAAGGCAGACAAAUUAACCACUGUUUAAAAACAAUUUCUUUUUAUAGAAAUGCGAAACUUUUGUAAAUAAGAAAUCCUUUCCUUGUAAAGUGGCUGAUGAAUUCAUGUGCACCAGACUAAAGAAAAAAAAAAAGAUUUUUUUUAUCUCUGUUUCCGGGUGCAAUGUGUAUGUGUCUUCAUUCAUUUUUUUCUGCCUGAAAAGGAUUGUUUUAUUUAUGUAUUUCUGCAAAAAUAGUCCUCAAACUCUCUGAAUCCCAUGGCACGCCUAUGGGAUAGUGGGCAGAAGAGCAAGUGUCUAAGUUUUCAAAAGCUUCUGGGACUGUUGCAAUACUGUAUUUUGAUAAUUUAUGGCAAGAGUAUAUAUUAUUUCUUUGUGCAUAUUUGUUUUGUACACACAUUUCUAAUGCUUUCUAUAUGCUCAACAGUAAGUGUUCCCUACCUAUGUAAAGACUGAUUAUACAAUUUGCCAAACAAUUGUACACACAAUGUGUAUUUGUAUAACUGUAUAAAAAAUGAAGGAACUGUGACUCAGUUUUUUUAAAAAUUGAUAUUACUGUGGGUGGAGGUGUAAAUCAUCAGACAAUUUAAUAAAACUCAAUGUAUGAAA